Messenger RNA from Aphanomyces invadans, 198 nucleotides. RefSeq lists its product as hypothetical. The record is from RefSeq and is a predicted model, not a curated record. The transcript is spliced from 2 exons. NCBI's taxonomy places the organism in Eukaryota, Oomycota, Saprolegniomycetes, Saprolegniales, Verrucalvaceae. Bases 1 to 198 code for a protein of 65 amino acids.
AUGCGCCUUGGUCAUCCUGAACUCAGGUCUCCCCGCGCGCUUCCCACGAGCGUACCCCUCAUUCGACAAGAAGACUUGGACAGCAUGAAGACAAGCGGAGUAGUCAUUUGGCCGGGAGGCAUCCACGAAGACGACGUUGUGGUCAAUGAGGAGCGCCAAGACGUCCCGCGCGACAGUCCUGGAAUGCGCGACGGAUGA